AUGGAAACGCCCAACUUCGACACGGAUCUUCCCCGCUAUUUCCCCGUGCAUCUGAGCCUCCGUGUCAACACGGAAUUCUCGUCGGUGCUGCUUCUCAACCAGAUCGAUGACCAGCUUCUCAUGCUCAAAAGAACCACAGACCAGUACCUAGAUUACGUGGGAUCGAAUCCGCAACUUGUCCCGAAACCUGAGUGCACUCGCUUCCUCAACACGCAGCUCACGUCGUUCGUGCAGCUUUUUGGCGCCAAGUUCCGGCUCCAGACGCUCCAAAGUGCCUUGAAAACGGCCCAUCGUGAGUUUGUCGACAGCAGAAGACACGAGCAGGACUUGAGUCUCGCCAACUACCAUGUGUACCAGGAUGUGGACAAGGCCAACUUUGCUGAUCGCAUAGUGGAUGAGUUGCACGAGACACUUGAAGGUCCGAACAAGCUUUCCUUUGACGAAAUUCUCCGGGCAGACUCAAUGUACCAGUAUCUCAAGAAUGCCCAGUUUGUGCUUGAAAAUCCAGAAGACCCGAUCCCGGAGGACCAGGAAAACGAGGAGUUGGCCGUGGCCGGCGGCAAGAUAUCUCUCAAAGACCCGCUCUCCUUGAAUUACUUUGUGGAGCCCAUGAUCUCCCGCAAAUGUGGACAUGUGUUUGAACGCGAACAUAUCAUGAAGCUGUUGGAAGCGCAUCUGCAAAUCAAUUGCCCAGUAACAGGGUGCCAGGCCCGGGUUUCGCGUGCUGAUCUACGUGAAGACAAGUUGAUGGCGUUGAGGGUAAAAGUGCAUCGGGCUCGGGACAGGCCCAGAAGAGAAAAAUCGCCCGUGGUGCGUAUAUGA
Messenger RNA from Clavispora lusitaniae ATCC 42720, 822 nucleotides. It is a transcript of the gene MMS21, whose product is annotated as SUMO ligase. Lineage: Eukaryota; Fungi; Ascomycota; Pichiomycetes; Serinales; Metschnikowiaceae. The record is from RefSeq and is a predicted model, not a curated record. Gene Ontology annotation, molecular function: SUMO ligase activity; zinc ion binding. Gene Ontology annotation, biological process: double-strand break repair via homologous recombination; protein sumoylation. Gene Ontology annotation, cellular component: Smc5-Smc6 complex; nucleus.